GAGCUCAUUUGCCUGGCCUUUUGUGCCAGACAAAGAGGGUCUCGAAUCGCUGACUUCUCCUGGUGUGUCUCCCCAUUCAAUAAAAUUACAGUGUCGCUGGCGGAUUGACUUUAGUCACUCUCCGGCGCGAAUUGGAAGCAGACGUUUAUCCGCAGAAAAUAGUGCUCGGUCUGUGUGAAUAUUGUGCGUUUCUGGGAGAGAUUGGUUAAUGCGCGGGUUCGAUUGAUUGGUAAAGAGCGUGAGAAUGAAGUCAGUGAUCAGUAUAAUUGUGUCAUGCUUCCUGGCCGUGGUAGCCAUGGCGGAUGAUGAGCUAACAGGAUCACCGAUGUACUGCCAAGAUCUCAAUCCGCAGAGUCACUUGGAUAUUGAGCAAAUCAUGGGUUUGUGGUAUGGCAGCGAAAUCUACACACACCAUGACAAUGAGGAGCGUGAUCUGGUGUACAAUACCUGCGUGGUGAUCCAUUUGGCAGAAGUAACACACGAAAUUACUACGGAGAGGAGCCCACGACCUGGAGAAUAUGGCUAUGGGAAUACCUACCGCAAUAGAAAUUCCCGCCAAAAUUAUCGCUACCUCAAAUUGAACUGGGAAGAGAAGGAAAAGUUGCUGGAGUACACAAUUCGUCUGAACUCUUCACGCCGAGGCUUCUGGAUCACAUCAGCACCACAUGGCGGGAGUCCAUUUGAGCUGGAGCACGGCAGCUUCAGUGGUACUGUGCAGGUGAUGAAGGCUGUAGGAGAUCAUCUGGUGCUGACUUUCUGCCAGCACUACCCCACUGGAACACUCUUUUCCAUUGUCCUCUCGCGUCGACCCAACACCCUCACGUUCGAGGAUAUCCAGAGUGUGCGAAAUCUCCUGAAACGACGUGGACUACCUACAACAAAUGUGCGGAAAGUGUGUAGAAAUGGUUCGCGGCGCCUCGACGGCGCUCUCAGCAACAGCCUCCUCCUUCUCCUGGCCACCCUACCAGCCCUAACAAAAUUGCUGGCAUUUUAGGCGUCCCCCUACAGCUUGCAACUCGCGCAACUCCACUAAUUCCAUCCAAUUUCGCAUCAACCCAUCUCAUAUGGAAUCCUCAAUUCCACACCAUAAUUUAUAUGUAACUCUGACCCUUUCAUCUCUCCCCCUCGCAAUGUCCCCCCUCGCUCCUAAAUGUGCCGCCUAAUAAAAUCCAAUACAAUUAGUGAGUGUCUUAUGGGCUUCUGAACACGAUGGAAAAUGAUCUUGAGAGAUAAAUAAAGAUAUGUCCAGCGGCCAAAAA
Messenger RNA from Phlebotomus papatasi, 1259 nucleotides. RefSeq lists its product as uncharacterized. Bases 245 to 994 code for a protein of 249 amino acids. The transcript is spliced from 3 exons. The record is from RefSeq and is a predicted model, not a curated record. Lineage: Eukaryota; Metazoa; Arthropoda; Insecta; Diptera; Psychodidae.